Molecule: messenger RNA, 453 nt
Organism: Amorphotheca resinae ATCC 22711
Lineage: Eukaryota; Fungi; Ascomycota; Leotiomycetes; Helotiales; Amorphothecaceae
Exons: 2
Coding region: 1-453 (150 amino acids)
Source: RefSeq, a predicted model, not a curated record
AUGGCUGGAAAGGGAGGUGAGGUUACGAAGGAUGUAGGUAUGUUGGAUAUUGCUGAGGUUGAAGAUCUGAAGUUCGAGUGCGAUCUUGGCUUGAACAAGGACAAGAACACCGAGUACCGAGUACUCCAAAAGAUACUUCACAAGUUCACCCAUGGUCCAUGGUCCAUGGUUCAUGAUCCACGGAGAAGCCUCCUGCAUGCUUCGGCUAGCUCGACCUGCAGGCAAAAGAAAGUUCUUUAUAUGCUUGUCAAUAUGACAGUGUCAUAUCGCGGAUUCUCGGAUUCAAGAAAUUCAGCUCUCAUCUACUCAAUACCAUCCUACCCCUGGAUUAUGCCAUUAUCCUGUUUUCUGGCAAAGAGCCGGUCCUUCGUAUUGCGGGUUCCUGGCGAUGAAAUCCCACUUUCUGUGCCACUCGCGGCCCGGGAGAAGCUUAGCACUUAUCUCUCCGUCUGA